This is a messenger RNA of Penaeus monodon (black tiger shrimp), 920 nucleotides long. RefSeq lists its product as uncharacterized. Gene Ontology annotation, biological process: chitin catabolic process. The record is from RefSeq and is a predicted model, not a curated record. The transcript is spliced from 6 exons. Gene Ontology annotation, cellular component: extracellular region. Gene Ontology annotation, molecular function: chitinase activity. Lineage: Eukaryota; Metazoa; Arthropoda; Malacostraca; Decapoda; Penaeidae. Bases 126 to 920 code for a protein of 264 amino acids.
AUUAGUUGGUGUGUUGUUCUGUGGCUGUGUGAUUUCGCGUUCUGUGGGCUUAGUCACUUCUCGUGUCGUGAGUAAUUGGGACAUCACUUCACUGGUCACUUCUGAGAAGACCUUGACACAGAAGAAUGGAAUGUAGUGUGAAAUUUUUAUUUGCCGUAAUAUUGGUGAUCCUUGCUGAAGCGAGCCUGGGGGCCUUGAUCAGCCAGAAGCAUUUUGCGCAGAGUCCAGUGUUGCUCCCUCCCCCUGAGAGCAGCCUGGAUUGUCCAUGUAGCCAAGACCUGCUAUGUAUGCCCCUUGCUCAAGCCAAGGAGAAAAGUCCUUCCACACCUCAUGUUCAGGAAUAUGUCAAAAAGUCUGCAAAGAAAGAGGUAUUUGCAUUUGUUCUUAAGUGUGAUUCUUCAGUAUGGAGCAAGUUUGACUGGACCAAACUAACAACAAUUGCUAUUGCUGGUUUUUAUGAUCCCCAUCUUGUGUGCUUUGCUCAUCAGCAUGGAGUAAAAGUUGUCAAACUAGGUAACUUCCCAACAAGCAAACUGCCCAAUGCCACUGCUCGGGCAAACUGGGUUGACAUGCAAGCCAGUGACACUGCCCUUAAAUUCUUGGACGGAAUAAACAUUGACUAUGAGAUGCCAUUCAACCAAACAUCCAGAGCAAAAAGGCCCCAAGCCUUGUCCAGAGACUGCAAAUGUCCUCGGCUACAUGCUCGUUCACACGUCCUCGUAAUCUUCGUCUGGAUCUACGGUGGUCCAGGCAGGAGACGUCCUUUGCGGCAUCUCAGGGCGGUUGACGAGCUCCUGAAGUUGGCUGGAUCUGCAGGCGACGCCCAUCCACAGCAUCCUGGGAGAAUAGAUGCCAUUGCUGCGUUAAUGGGAAACAAAGUAUUGUUUGUCCUUGAGUACAGUAUUAGUGCGAGAGUGUGA